AUGCAAAAAUUUGUAUCAUGUUUUAUCAUUGCUGUGCCACAAGAAUGAUGGUUCACCAGCAUUUUUUUCCUCUUUUUCAGCAUUUGUUACUGCUUUUCCUCAGUGAGAAUGGCAAGGAUUCGGAUUCCUAGCACAGUCGUUAUACUUUUAAUGGCAGUUCAAACUGGAUUCUUACUCUUAAUGUACGCCCGGUACAGUAACUUAGCGCCUCGCUCUGAGCAGAAACCAUCUCAAGUCCACAUUCUCAUUCUCUCCUCCUGGCGCUCAGGAUCUUCUUUUGUUGGUCAACUUUUCAGCCAGCACCCCAACGUCUUCUACCUGAUGGAGCCUGCCUGGCACGUGUGGGUUGCAAUGUACAAGAACAGUGCCAAAGUCUUACACAUGGCAGUGCGGGACCUGGUCAGGUCGGUCUUUCUGUGUGACAUGUCUGUGUUUGAUGCUUACAUACCUUGGAAAAGGAACUUAUCUGACCUUUUCCAGUGGGCAGUGAGUAGGGCUCUGUGUUCAGCUCCUGCUUGUGACUCCUUUCAACGUACUGACAUAUCCAGUGAAACAGCAUGCAAGACUCUUUGUGGACGGUAUCCAUUCAGCCGAGUGGAGGAAGCCUGUAAAACUUACAGCCAUGUUGUCAUCAAGGAGGUCCGAUUCUUUGACUUGAAGGUCCUCUACCCGCUUCUCACUGAUCCAUCCCUGAAUCUCAAAAUUAUUCACUUGGUCCGUGACCCCAGGGCAGUUGUCAAGUCACGGGAACAAUCAGUCAAAGCGUUAGCCCGUGACAAUGGAAUUGUUUUGAAUACCAAUGGCACUAAAGUGGAAGACAGCAAAUACAAAGUAAUGCAAGAGAUUUGUAGAAGUCAUGUUCAGAUUUAUGAAACGGCUACUCUAAAACCACCUGACUUCCUUAAAGAUCGCUAUUUGAUGAUCCGUUUUGAAGAUCUGGUCAGAGAUCCGCUACCGGAAAUUUCAGAAAUGUAUAAAUUUGCAGAUCUUAGCUUGACUCCCACGCUCAAAAGCUGGAUCUAUAACAUCACACAUGGAGAGGGACCGGGGAAAAAAAGAGAAGCCUUCAAAAUUACAUCUCGAGAUGCAGUCAGUGUUUCACAAGCCUGGAGAAAAGUUCUUUCCUUCCAGAAAAUUCAGCAAAUUCAGGAAGUUUGCAAAGGUGCUAUAAACAUGCUUGGCUAUCAGCUGGUGGAUUCAGAAAGAGAACAAAAAGAUCUGUCAUUGGAUUUAGUGUUGCCUAGACGGCAAUUCAGUUGGUCAUCAUUUAACCCAAAGCAAUGA
Messenger RNA from Indicator indicator, 1284 nucleotides. RefSeq names its product carbohydrate sulfotransferase 5-like. Gene Ontology annotation, biological process: carbohydrate metabolic process; N-acetylglucosamine metabolic process; keratan sulfate proteoglycan biosynthetic process. Gene Ontology annotation, cellular component: Golgi membrane. The record is from RefSeq and is a predicted model, not a curated record. Lineage: Eukaryota; Metazoa; Chordata; Aves; Piciformes; Indicatoridae. Gene Ontology annotation, molecular function: N-acetylglucosamine 6-O-sulfotransferase activity.